AUGAGGUUAACCACAGACCUGAUCAACAACUCUCUAUCCUUCAUCAACUGUCUCACGGAGCGUGAACUCGAUCUGCGAGGCCACAAAAUCUCCGCCAUCGAGAACAUGGGCGCCGCGCGAGACAACGACGCAGUCGACCUGACCGACAACGAUAUUGCGCAACUCGGAAACUUCCCUCUCCAGCCUCGCCUCCGCACACUCCUCCUUGCGCAGAACCGCGUCGCGAACAUCCAGCCGAACCUCUCCACAAGCAUACCGAACCUGCAAACGCUCGUCCUGACAAAGAACCGGCUCACGGAGCUGGCCGACCUUGAUCCUCUGGCAGGCUUCAAGAAGCUGGUGUUUCUGUCGGCCAUUGGCAAUCCCGUGGCCAGCAAGGAGAACUACCGGUACUGGGUGAUCUGGCGAUGUCCCACAGUGCGCUACCUCGACUACGCGAAGGUCAAGGACAUUGAGCGCAACAAGGCGGCCGAGCUGUUCGGCACAGCAGAGGAGCCAACAGAGCUGGCCAGCAAGAUCAUGGGCGUAAAGUCCAAAGGAUUCGUCGUCCCGACUACAAACGGCUCGCACGGUUACAGCAAGGAUCGCAUCUACACCGACGACGAGAAGAAGAGGAUGCGCGCCGCCAUUCAGGCUGCAACUAGCUUAGCAGAGAUGGCCAGGCUCGAGAAGGAUUUUGCCGAAGGGCGGAUACCGGCGCACAUUCUCGAGGGUGGAGACCCUAUGGAGACAUGA
Molecule: messenger RNA, 735 nt
Organism: Ascochyta rabiei
Lineage: Eukaryota; Fungi; Ascomycota; Dothideomycetes; Pleosporales; Didymellaceae
Product: Non-specific serine/threonine protein kinase
Exons: 4
Coding region: 1-735 (244 amino acids)
Biological process (GO): mRNA splicing, via spliceosome
Cellular component (GO): U2 snRNP
Molecular function (GO): U2 snRNA binding; protein binding
Source: RefSeq, a predicted model, not a curated record